AUGACCGAUGCAGGGAGGUCCGACCGGGUAGUGCUCAAUAUCUGGGAUGCCCUCAAGAUGCCCUCUCAAGGAGCCGAAGAGGCAGACCGCGAUCGGCCACAUACCCCGCCGUCAGCCCCUCGGCCACAUGCCAUCUGGCCCGAGUUGUUGGAAGGCGUCCCCCUAAAAUCCUUAGGGGGAGAUCCCAUCCUCAUCCACCGAGACCAUGCCGGGGCUCUAGCCGACCGUGACUCACUGCGCACGGGCUUUGACCUUGCUGGCUCCAGGAAUUUCGGACAUCGAACAUCCAGGAUUGACAUCCUUGACAAGGUAUCGGGAGGGGUAAUCGACACCGAAGGUUUCCAACAUGCGCACCAUCAGGUGGUCUUGAACUUCAUUACCCCGAUAGAGACUAGAUCAGUCGAGAAGUUUAGAUGA
Penicillium subrubescens is the source of this 417-nucleotide messenger RNA. RefSeq lists its product as uncharacterized. Bases 1 to 417 code for a protein of 138 amino acids. The record is from RefSeq and is a predicted model, not a curated record. Lineage: Eukaryota; Fungi; Ascomycota; Eurotiomycetes; Eurotiales; Aspergillaceae. The transcript is spliced from 2 exons.